Molecule: messenger RNA, 3127 nt
Organism: Ictalurus furcatus (blue catfish)
Lineage: Eukaryota; Metazoa; Chordata; Actinopteri; Siluriformes; Ictaluridae
Gene: slc25a1a
Product: solute carrier family 25 member 1a
Exons: 9
Coding region: 179-1279 (366 amino acids)
Biological process (GO): mitochondrial citrate transmembrane transport
Source: RefSeq, a predicted model, not a curated record
GAGUGCCAGUGGUGUGACGCGUAUUUUAAUAUUCACGAGCGUCCCACCGCGAGCCCCCCCCAGUGGUGCGCCAGUGUGAUUGUGUUGGCUUUGUCUCAUUGGGCAGGACGCACAUUGUCGGGUGUUAUACCCCGUAAAAGCGCAGUGGUCCGUUCAUUUUUUAUUUGCGCUCAGGAAGAUGUCGUCUCUGUACAAGCCGUUCAGUGUUUCCGAUGGGCCGUGUAAAGAUGCGAUAUGGAGACGCGGAUGCAAAUCUGUGCAGCAUCCCGCAGCGCUGAGCUCCGCGCCGUCACCACCACCACCGCCGCCGCCAGGUUUGUGUGUCAUCGCGCGCAGUUUCACCCCAAUUCACAAUGUGUGCGAAGGAAAACGGCGUUUUGCUGCUGCUGCAACGAGCGGGAGGAAAAUCACUCACCCAGGAAAGGCAAUUCUCGCAGGUGGCAUUGCAGGAGGUAUUGAGAUCUGCAUCACCUUCCCGACAGAGUAUGUGAAGACUCAGCUGCAGCUGGAUGAGCGGGCAAAUCCACCUCGUUAUCGAGGGAUAGGGGACUGUGUGAAGCUGACUGUUCAGUAUCACGGUUUCAGAGGGCUGUACAGAGGCCUGAGUUCACUACUCUAUGGCUCCAUCCCAAAGUCUGCGAUUCGGUUUGGCACAUUUGAGGUCCUGAGCAAUCCGAUGAGAGACGAUACUGGUCGCCUUGAUAACACUCGCAGCUUGCUGUGUGGCCUGGGAGCGGGAAUCGCUGAAGCAGUGCUAGUGGUCUGUCCAAUGGAAACGCUCAAGGUGAAGUUAAUCCAUGACCAGUGCUCUCUUCGUCCACGGUACAGAGGCUUCUUCCAUGGCGUGCGGGAAAUAAUUCGUGAUCAGGGGGUUCGUGGUACGUACCAAGGGCUGACCGCUACACUACUGAAACAGGGGAGCAAUCAAGCUAUACGCUUUUAUGUCAUGAACCUUCUGCGCAAUUGGUAUAAAGGUGAUGACCUUACACGUGAGAUACAUCCCCUGGUCACGGCUAUAUUUGGGGCGACUGCAGGUGCAGCAAGUGUCUUUGGAAACACACCUUUGGAUGUGGUGAAGACCAGGAUGCAGGGUCUGGAAGCCCAUCGUUAUAAGAACACGCUAGACUGUGCUUUCCAGAUACUAAAGAAUGAAGGCCCACAAGCGUUCUACAAAGGCACGGUUCCUCGGCUGGGCCGGGUGUGUCUGGAUGUCGCCAUUGUCUUUGUCCUGUACGAGGAGGUUGUAAAGCUUCUGAACAAAGUCUGGCCGACAGACUGAGGACGUUAACGACUUGCUCUGUAGAGAACGAUGACUAAUGUAGACACAGUUGUCAGUGUCACUCAAAUGAUAAGGCUAAGUGUUACACUGAUCCCUGGCUGAGUGCACUGGGUUAGGCAGCCAUGUGUAUGAGAGGGAGGGUGGAGAAUUAAGCUCACAAGUGGUGUUCUGAUGCACAGUGUGUUCCUAAUGUUUAUGUCUAGCACAUACAUGCAAAGAGUAUUAUCAAGUUGUACUUUCUCACUUGAUGCAAAACCAUGCAACGGUGUUCACUUGCAUCUUGUUACUCGUGCUAAUCCACUUCUGUGGCAAAGUGCACAAUUCCCUCGCUCUCAAUUUAACCAACUUGUAUAGUUCUUAAAUUUUUCUAUUAAUUGCACUGAAAUGUUUAACAAAAUAAAGGAAACGGUUGAGAUGUAGAUGAUUGUUUUGUGCGAGUAUUUCCUUAUUGUUCAAGAAUUGGAAUUUUGUGUCCGAUUUCUAAAUUAGUGCUUUACCUAUUGCUAAAGCAGACUAAAGCACUUUGGAAGGCUGGUAAAGACGAGCUGUUCAACCCCAGCCCUGACUCAUCACAUUGUAAAGAAGAGAAGGAAACUAGAGAUUUUCUUGGCUUUAGCUCCAACAGAUGGGUGUGAGGCUCAAGUUCAUGUCUAUUCUUUGCCUUAUCUGGGUUGAUAAAAAUAUUUGUUAAAAUUAAAACAUCUAUUUUUGUGUAACUAGGUUUAGUGUAGUUUGUGUUUUGUGUGGAUCUCCAGGAACAGGGUUGGUGACCAUUGCUGUAGUCUGUCACAGAGACAGGGAAUUUGAUUAGUAUGUCUAUAGUACUCCCUCUCCCUACUCUGGCAAGAGCGGUAAGUCUGUUCGGCCUGAUGGUGGCACUAUAGUACAAUAUUUUAAGUAUAUUCAUUUGUAGUUUCUCUAUUGUUCUAUGUAACUUGGCAAGAACUUUGUUCCAUUUUCUAAGGAUCCUGAGACCCUACGUGUUGCUGCUUGUGGCUAUAUUUGAAUUUUGUUAUAGAAAGAAUGAGUAAAUUUAUCUAUUACUGCUUAGACCAGUGUUUUCCCAACCGGGCUGCCGUCUGAUGAGAGCAGGGAUGAGGUGUAAAAAUCCUUCAAAGAUUUCUAAAAUGCUAAAAUGUUUAUGAAACAUUUAGUAUGUAUGAUAUUUCAGACAUCAGAUUUUGUUUUACAGAAAUAACAGACACAAAUGAUAAGACAGACACAUGCAUAACAAUACUAAAAAGUAAUUUAUCUAUAUAUAAAAUAAAGUCCUUCGCUGACCUGUCAGCAGCACGUCAAUGUUAGUGUGCGUGUGAUUCAUCUUAAUAAUUAGCGUGGUGUGAAGUAAGUGUGUGUGUGUGUGUGUGUAGUGCAAAAGAAUAUUGACAGAUUUCUUAAAAGAAAACCUCCAGAUGCUUCUGGACCAUCAACUUCAUCCUCAUGUAGCUAAAGCCUUGUUUAUACUUCCGCCUCGACCUACACUGGCUGCACGCGCACCUUCCCAAACUGACAAGGCGUUUAUAUUUGACGCGCUCGAGGCUGUAACAGUCUUUGAAACGAAAGGGGGCGACUUUGAGUAAUCGUCCUAUAAACCAACAGGAAAUAGCUGAGAGAAUAAGUAGUUUGUCGGAACAACCAUAGCAGCGUUUACAAACAAGGUGUCUCGCGUGGAGUUGCUGAAUGCUAAGGAGGAAUUGUUUGUUGUUGACGACAACAACAAAUUGUUGUUUACGACAAAUGAAAAUUGUUUGUUUUCAGUAAACUUCACUUCAAAGAAUCAUAUAAGUAUCAUAUAAAACUCAGUAAAUCUUGAGAUUACCACUUAUCACAUUACAACAAAAUAUAGCU